AUGUCGGCCGCCCAGGGCUGGGACAGGAACCGCUGGAGGGGAGGAGGCGCCACUGGCGGUGGCGGCGGCGGAGGUAGCGGGGCCAGCGGGGGCAGUGGGGGCAGCGGGGGUCGGGGUAACGGCCAGCUGAACCGCUUCGUGCAGCUCUCCGGGCGGCCGCACCUGCCAGGCCACAGACCUCCACCAGCACGAAGUGGACAUCGGUGUGUGGCAGAUAAUACCAAUCUAUAUGUGUUUGGAGGUUAUAAUCCAGACUACGACGAGUUGGGAGGGCCAGAUAAUGAAGACUAUCCUCUCUUCAGGGAUCUUUGGCUGUAUCAUUUUGCUACUGGAAUGUGGCACCAGAUGGGUACAGAUGGUUACAUGCCCCAAGAACUGGCAUCUAUGUCACUUGUGCUGCACGGAAACAAUCUGUUAGUGUUUGGAGGUACAGGCAUCCCAUUUGGUGAGAGCAACGGCAUUGAUGUCCAUGUCUGUAAUGUGAAGUAUAAGAGAUGGGCUUCACUCAGCUGUCGGGGGAAGAAACCCAGUCGUAUAUAUGGACAGGCCAUGGCUAUCAUCAAUGGCUCCCUUUAUGUCUUUGGAGGGAGAACUGGCUAUAUUUACAGCACAGAUCUGCACAAAUUAGAUCUCAAUACCAGAGAGUGGACACAACUGAAACCAAACAACCUAUCCUGUGAUCUGCCAGAAGAGAGAUACAGACAUGGAAUUGCACAUGAUGGGCAGAGGAUUUACAUCUUGGGAGGUGGUACUUCCUGGACAGCAUAUUCCUUAAACAAGAUCCAUGCAUACAACCUUGAAACAAAUGCAUGGGAGGAAAUCGCAACAAAACCCCAUGAAAAAAUAGGUUUCCCUGCAGCCCGAAGAUGUCACAGUUGUGUUCAAAUAAAAAAUGAUGUAUUUAUUCGUGGGGGCUAUAAUGGAGAGGUGAUCCUGGGAGAUAUCUGGAAAUUGAAUCUGCAGACUUUUCAGUGGGUGAAGCUCCCAGCUACCAUGACUGAGCCAGUUUAUUUUCACUGUGCAGCUGUUACAGCAGCUGGUUGCAUGUACAUUCAUGGAGGAUUGGUGAACAUCCACGAAAACAAAUGGACUGGGUCAUUGUUUAAGAUCUGGCUGGCGGUACCUAGCCUACUGGAACUGGCAUGGGAGAAGCUGCUUGCGGCCUUCCCUAACCUAGCAAACCUCUCCCGAACACAGCUUCUGCACCUUGGACUCACACAGGGACUCAUCGAGCGCUUGAAAUGAGGAUUUCUGGACUGUUCAUUCAUACUGGAAAUGUUAAUUUAAAGAGACUUCUUUAUUUAUGGGCAGUGUAGAAUGUGCUACAAAGCGGAUUGCUUACCCUGAUCAAGGCCUUAUUCAGAAAAUACAUCAGAUUCCUUUCUGUAAAUUGGUUUUCAAGUUUAUGGAAAUCUUGACUUUCCUUUGUGCUUCCUUCUUUGCUUCUCUACUCCCUUUCACAACCUCAGUACUCUCACACGUGCUUACAUACUCUCUCUUCCUUGAUGGAGUUGAGGGAAAGUCUAAAAGUACGUUAACGUUACAAAUCAAGACAAGAUAUCAAAUUUUUUUUAAAGGAACUCUGAACAUAUGACCAUAUCGGUCAGUGCUCCACAAAUUAAAGCAUCAUUAUAGAC
Molecule: messenger RNA, 1637 nt
Organism: Choloepus didactylus (southern two-toed sloth)
Lineage: Eukaryota; Metazoa; Chordata; Mammalia; Pilosa; Megalonychidae
Product: kelch domain-containing protein 10
Exons: 2
Coding region: 1-1245 (414 amino acids)
Biological process (GO): positive regulation of stress-activated MAPK cascade
Molecular function (GO): protein binding
Source: RefSeq, a predicted model, not a curated record